This is a messenger RNA of Choloepus didactylus (southern two-toed sloth), 10015 nucleotides long. RefSeq names its product shroom family member 4 (gene SHROOM4). NCBI's taxonomy places the organism in Eukaryota, Metazoa, Chordata, Mammalia, Pilosa, Megalonychidae. The record is from RefSeq and is a predicted model, not a curated record. Gene Ontology annotation, biological process: actin filament organization. Bases 83 to 5050 code for a protein of 1655 amino acids. Gene Ontology annotation, molecular function: actin filament binding. Gene Ontology annotation, cellular component: apical plasma membrane; apical junction complex; adherens junction. The transcript has 10 exons.
CGAUGGUGGCUGGGCUGCUAGGGGCGGAGGCAACUUAGCCCCCGCGGUAAAGGAGACCCGCGGUGUUUGAGCCAAGCGGAGGAUGGAGAACCGGCCUGGGUCCUUCCAGUACGUUCCUGUGCAACUGCAAGGGGGAGCGCCCUGGGGUUUCACCCUCAAGGGGGGUCUGGAACACUGCGAGCCACUCACAGUGUCUAAGAUUGAAGAUGGAGGCAAGGCAGCCUUAUCCCAGAAGAUGAGGACUGGUGAUGAACUUGUGAACAUCAAUGGCACUCCAUUGUAUGGUUCCCGCCAAGAGGCCCUCAUCCUCAUCAAAGGCUCCUUCCGGAUCCUCAAGCUGAUUGUCAGAAGGAGGAACGCCCCUGUCAGUAGGCCGCACUCAUGGCAUGUGGCCAAGCUGCUGGAGGGAUGCCCUGAAGCGGCCACCACCAUGCAUUUCCCUUCUGAAGCCUUCAGCUUGUCCUGGCAUUCGGGCUGCAACCCAAGUGACGUGUGUGUACAGUGGUGUCCACUCUCCCGGCACUGUAGUACCGAGAAAAGCAGCUCCAUUGGCAGCAUGGAGAGCCUGGAACAACCAGGCCAAGCCACCUAUGAAGCCCAUCUCUUGCCCAUUGACCAAAACAUGUACCCCAACCAGCGUGACUCAGCCUACAGCUCCUUCUCAGCCAGCUCAAAUGCCUCUGACUGUGCCCUUUCUCUCAGGCCAGAGGAUUCAGCCUCUGGGGACUGCAUCAUACAAGGCUCAGGGCCAACUAAGGCCCCCAAUGGCCAGCCCAAUGUAGCUGAGACCUCAGGAGGGGGCCGGCGUGCCAAUGGGGGCCAUCUGACCCCCAACUCCCAAACGUCAUCCAGCUCACAGGAGGGCCAUCAAUCAGGGCCUACCAAGGCCUCUCGAGGCCCACCACAACCUCCAGUGAGGCGGGACAGCCUUCAGGCCUCCAGAGCCCAACUCCUCAAUGGAGAUCAGCACAGGGCUGCUGAGCCUUUGGACUCCUUGCAACAGGAGAAACCAAGCUCAGAAACCACACUGGCUCAAAGAAACCCUAACAAGUUCUGCUGCCUCAGAGGGCAAGACCAAGUAAUGAGUGAGGGCCAUCAGAACUGUGAGGUCAGCCAGCCUUCUGACUCCAGCCAGGAAGGCUCUGAGCAUCUAGUGAUGGAGUCCUUAGCCAAAGCUGCCAGAUCCCCCAAAACCUGUGAGAAAACUUCCAGCAUAGAUUCCAGCCCACUCAAUAAGGCUUCACCAGAGCUGGCUAAGGCGUCUUCUGUUGGCAACCCUCCACACCUCACAAGGUCCACAGGGCAUCGUCAUAGUGCCCCUGAACAGCUGCUGGUAUCCCACCUGCAGCAUAUGCACCUUGAUGCCAGGGGCAGCAAGGGUAUGGAGCUCCCAACUGGGCAGGAUAGGCACCAGUGGACCCUGUCUCCCUUGCAUACUAGCCACACAGGGAGGAAAAGUCCAUGUCCCCCUGAAGAAGGAACCCAGGACCAGCCCAGCAAAGAGAGAAAGACCAAGUCAGUGGAUGAUAGGCCUUUGGGUUCACGACCCCAAAGCCCAAGCAGUUCCCCACAUGGGGAAGCUGAUGUACACCUUCCAGAAAGAGGUUUCAUGGACCCAAACAGAGCAGGCAGUGAAUUGGCCAUCCAGAAGACCUCUGCCUCUGGCUCCCCUGUUCAACAAACCAGAGACUGUUCUUCAACCACUAAAGUAGCUAGCAGCACUGAAGCAACUGAACAAGGGGACAAUGAGCACAAGGAGUGUAUCUCAGUGGGUGGUAGGCGAAGUGGAAGGACACGGGGCCGCUCAAUCCAAAACCGGCGGAAGAGUGAGCGUUUUGCUACCAACCUGCGUAAUGAAAUUCAGAGGAGGAAGGCACAACUCCAGAAAAGCAAGGGUCCUUUGUCACAGCUGUGUGACACUAAGGAGCCAGUGGAAGAGACUGAGGAGCCCCCAGAAAGUCCUCCACUCCCUGCCUCUAACUCAUCUGUUCUAUCUUUAUAUAAAAAGCCACCUAGCCCCAAAGAAAAAGUCUUCAACAGGAGCAUGAUACUCAGGGCUAGGUCUUCGGAGUGCCUUAGCCAAGCCCCUGAGAGCCAUGAAUCUAGGACAGGUUUGGAAGGACAAGUAAGCCCAGGCCAGAGGCCUGGCCAGCCCUCUAUGGGCCUGAACCCUCGGUGGAAAGCAUCUGACCCAUCAUUCUCAGACUCAGAGAAAGCUAAUGCUCACUGUGGGGUCCAUGGAGGUCAUUGGAGAUGGUCUCCUGAGAAUAACCUGCAGCCACAUGUGGCACUAACUAUGGAAGGCCCUUCCAACCCUGGUAAUAAAGAAUUGAAGGUUUCUACUGCCCAAGCUGGGGAGGAAGCUAUCCUCUUGCCCUUUGCAGACAGAAGAAAGUUCUUUGAAGAGAGUAGCAAAUCCUUAUCUACAUCUCAUUUGCCAGGUUUAACCAAGCAUAACAAUAAGACUUUUACCCAGAGACCAAAGCCUAUAGACCGAAACUUCCAUCCAAUGAGCUCUAGGUAUAGGGACUCGAGACACUAUCCCAUGGACCAAUCAUGUCAUUCUACAGACCAACAAUAUCAUUCCAUGUCACCUCUUCAGUCAGAAACUCCCACUUACCCAGAAUGUUUUGCAAGUAAAAGUCUAGAACAACCCAUGUGUCGUAAGCCACUGCACUGUGGUAAUUUUGACUACCGCAGGACCUGCUCUUACUCCUGCAGUGUUCAGGGAGCUGCAGUCCAUGACCCUUGCAUUUAUUGUCCUGGGGAAAUCUGUCCUGCCUUGCUAAAGAGAAAUAUGAUGCCAAACUGCUACAACUGCCGGUGCCACCACCACCAGUGCAUCCAGUGUUCAGCUUGCUAUAAUCCUCAGCACAGUACCCUCAAGGAUGGCAGCUUGGAACCUGGCAACACUUGGAAAACCAGGAAGCUGACAGUGCAGGAAUUUCCUGGGGACAAAUGGAAGCCAAUAACAGGAAACAGGAAGAUCAGCCAUUCAGGGAGGGAAAUGGCUCAUUCCAAGGGUAGCUUUUCAUGGGCAACUCCUUUCCAUCCUUGCCUUGAGAACCCAGCACUGGACUUGUCAAACUACCGAGCAAUCUCUUCUCUUGACCUCUUUGGAGACUUCAAGCACUCCUCAAAAAAAACAGAGGAAACUUCAGUUUAUGAGGAGGGGAGCCCCAUUGCCCCCAUGCCCCAGCCACUGCGUAACCGUGCUUUCUCAGAGAGCCAUAUCAGCUUGGAGCCCCAGAGUUCCCGGGCCUGGGGGCAGCAUAGAAGGGAACUCUUUGCCAAAGAUGAUGACACCCAGACGGUCCCUCUUGGAGCCAGGAAGAAGGCCUUUCCUCCUCCUCGCCCUCCACCUCCCAACUGGGAGAAGUACAGGCUCUUCCGUGCAGCCCAGCAACAGCGACAGCAGCAGCAGCAACAACAACAGCGGCAGCAGGAGGAGGAGCAGGAGGUGGAAGAUGAGGAGAAUGAUGAGGAGGAAGAUGAGGAGGAGCUGCCACCCCAAUAUUUCAGUUCAGAAACCACUGGUUCCUGUGCCCUCAAUCCUGAGGAGGUCCUGGAGCAGCCACAACCCCUAGGUUUCAGCCACCCAGAGGCCUCAAGGCAGGCCUCACGAAGCCUUUCAUCAGAGCAACAGUCCUUUAAUCUCCAUUCCAGUGAUUUCCUGCCCAACCUGCCUCCAAAAGGCAGCCAGUUGGGAUCGCAACCUGAGCAGGCUCAGCUCCCUUGCUAUUAUGGCAUCAAUGGGCUUUGGAGGACAUCAGAGCAGCUGGCCCUGGACACUGAGGCCACUGACUCCCCCAAACCAGAACCCUUGAUGGCAGAAGAGUCAAAACCCAAGCCAACAUGGAACCAGAGCUGUUAUUUUCCUGAGGAGCAGUUCUCUUUCAUAGGUUGGGGCUCCGAACAGCAGCACCACAGCACUGCAGGCAUUGGUGAACCCAAGGCAAAAGUGUCUGCUGCUACAAUUGCCAAGCCCCUGGGUGCCACUGGUUCCAUUCUUUUCCCAUUUCAUUCUGCAACCAUGGAAGAGGCUGGGGCCAUUGGGGAUAUGCCAGAAGCAGAGAGACGCUAUCCCUUCUCAGGCCUACGGUCUGCCCCACAGCGGGCUGUUUCAGAGGAGCUCAUGAGAGUUGUAGUGGGUCAUGACAAGUCCCUGGCAGGGGUGCUAAACCCAGCCUCCAACAUCGUGACCACUGCUGAGGUCAUGGGUGACCUCUUUGCUGCAGGAGACCUGCAUUGGAGGGGCCAUUUCAAUCAGGAGUGGCAUCCAGACAGAAGAAAUGAUGAGAAUGCCCAGGAAAGCCACAGGGUGCCUUUACAAGAAUUUCAGCACUUCUCGCCUCCUCAGGUUGCCCCAGGGAUCCCUACCUCUUAUUCAGCUUAUUACAAUAUUUCUGUGGCCAAGGCAGAGCUGCUGAACAAAUUGAAAGACCAACCCGAGAUUGCAGAGAUUGGUGUGGGAGAGGAGGAAGUUGACCACGAACUGGCUCAAAAAAAGAUACAGCUUAUUGAAAGCAUUGGCAGAAAACUUUCUGUCUUGCGGGAGGCCCAGCGAGGGCUGCUGGAGGACAUCAAUGCCAAUUCUGCCCUUGGGGAGGAAGUGGAGGCCAACCUGAAAGCCAUCUGCAAAUCCAACGAGUUUGAAAAAUACCGCUUGUUUAUCGGGGACCUGGACAAAGUGGUCAACCUGCUGCUGUCACUCUCUGGACGACUGGCCCGGGUAGAGAAUGCUCUCAACAGCAUUGAUUCAGAGGCUAACCAAGAGAAGUUGGUGCUGAUAGAGAAGAAGCAGCAGCUGACGGGGCAAUUGGCAGAUGCAAAGGAGCUGAAGGAGCACGUAGACGGCCGAGAAAAGUUGGUGUUCGGCAUGGUCUCCCGCUACCUGCCUCAGGACCAGCUCCAAGAUUACCAGCACUUUGUGAAGAUGAAAUCUGCUCUCAUCAUUGAGCAGCGAGAGCUGGAGGAGAAGAUCAAGUUGGGGGAAGAGCAGCUCAAAUGUCUCAGGGAGAGCCUACUCCUGGGGCCCAGCAAUUUCUAAUUUCACCAGCAGUCGGUUACAGCACACAGUGGAGAGUCCUUUCAAUCUUUGUUAGCAGUUUGUUAGCAGUUAGAUAGCAGUUAGUUAGCAGUUUGUUCCAUACUGUCUACUCUGGUAUUUUCACUGCUCCUUACCUAACAGUGCCCCCAACCAGCUAGGAGAACCAAGCUUUUCCCCAAGGGAGCAGCAACAAGUUGUGAUCCACACUUUUCUUCCUAAUUUGCACAGGAAAGCACGUGCCAACAAAGUACCUUUAUUCUUUUUACUAGAAUACCAAAGAUGUCACCUUCUCACCACCCACCCACAUGGUAAUCAGCCUUUCAAGACUCAGAGAGGAGCUUCCUGUGCAGCUCCACUCUGCAACAAGGCUCAUGUCCAGCCAUUUCCCACAGGGAUCCAACUGUGUUGAGGGCAUUCACCUACCACCAGUUUCAGGGCCUCACCCAAGCUUUGCAGUGGGAAGCAAAGAACCAGGAAUUACACUAAGAAUGCUAUAAAAGGCUGAGAAUUUCCAGAUGCCCUGCUGGAAGGAGCCAGGCUAAAGAAAAUUGGCUCUGCCUCAACCUUCCCCAGCAGCUGAUUGAGGGGGAGGAACCUGCUUUCAGACCUUCCUCUUGUCCUAAGACUUUUGGCUUACCACCUACUGUUUCCAUCCUGCCAUUUAAUUGCUGGAGGUUACAGGUGCCCACCCCAGGACUUCACAUGGUGGGUCAUUAAUAGCUCUAUCAAAACUGACUUCUGGAUACAUGUUUCAUUAUUGGGGGAGGGGGGUGCUUUUUUCAUUUUAUUAUAUUUUAAAUGGCCUUUUGAUUUUAUUUAUUUUUAUGUUUUGAUUUUUUCUUCUUUAAGUGAGAAUAGGGAAGUUGAAAAGAAAAAAGGUAGCCGGAAGGAAAGCAUUUUCUGCAGAUCAGCUUGAAUCCACUUUGGCUUGGUAAGCAGGUGCCAAGGCCCCGAAUUCUUCUCACCAUAGCUGACAAAUGUCUAAGAAAGGAGCCUCACCGUGAACUCAGAGCUUCCCUCCUGUGGCCUGGCCCUGUGCUUCCCUUGAUGUCUGCCUAACCAUGAGCUUAGCAUUACCCAGCAGGGUUCAAUAUUUUCCUACUUUUUUUUCUUGAAACCAAAGCAAUCUCCUGAAACGGACAAAGAUUCACCCAUUUCUCUACUGUCUCCAGAAUGAGGAAUAAGUAGAGGUGAUCUCAGGAGGAGCUCUUCUACCCAAAAAUUGCUUUCCUCAGCCUGGUGACCUGGUUUAGAUAACCAACCCUCAUAGUAGCUGAGAAGUCCAACCAGGGCCAGACCCCCAGAACAAAUAAUGAUCCAUUCCAGGAAUAAAUACAGCAGGCAAACAACCAAUGUUGCUGCUGUUGCCAGGGUCCUGACUCUGGUAGCCAGCUCCUACCCUGGAAAAGCCCUCAGGUGGGCAAUAGCAGGAAAUGAAUUGUGGGUAGAUGGUCAAACUCUGCCCUGUCGUCUAGCUCAAGUCCCUGUUCUUUGCUAACUAGAGCCAACUCUUGGUACUGUCAUCUCAGCCCAAGCCAGCCCUGGAAUCUUUUCUAGUGACUGCUGGGUUCCUCAGGACCCCUGAAGGUUAACUGUAGCAGCAGAAGUACCUCAUUCAACCAAAGAAUUUGCCAAGGAACUUUGCUGCUGCUACAAAUACCGGUUACUAGCUUCCUUUUCCUCUUCAUUGUAUUUGAAAACAAUGGUAGAAUCUUGGCCAGGAGGGUGUCCUGUGUAGGGGUUACUGCUGACACUGUUAGAGCCACUGUUAGAACCACUGUUAGAAUGUCAACCACCCUUCUCCCCUCCAAUGGAAGAUUCUGCUUUAUUCAGGAGGACUGAUGGCAUGCAAAGGGCUAGGAUUACCCAAGCAAAGACUGAAGAAGGUAGGAAGAGUACUUUGAAUAGAGGCUGUUUUUGCCAUUUUGUUUUUUCAAACAAGAUCUAGGACAAAGAAAAAACAAGUUGAGAUGUCCUGUAUUAGGAAGAUGAGGCUGAUGUGUUCCAUCAUUCUAAGAUGUUUUUGGCUAAAACAGCUUUUUGAAUAUAUGGGCACAGGGAAAUGUCAUCACUUACCUGAUCACCAGGGUCAUGGUCUGGGUUUUUCUAGUCAGUGUUAGAUUGGUUGUACCUUAAGUUUAUGACACAAAAACACUAUUGACUCCUUUAUUUUUGUUCCUCACCCCACCCCAAAUUAGCUUCUUGAGUUGGAAUCAGAACACAAGGAUGCUCAUUUUCAUAUAGAGGGACAGUUUUCAAAGCACUUAAAAAUAACCCAAAAUCUGUAUUGAGCAGUAAAGCUCAGCAGACAAAGGUGAACAGACACUGACCCACCACACUCCUGACCUGGCAGUUCUAUUGUGAAUGAUAGUGCUGAAAAACUGCCAGUAUUGUUUGAGAUGUAGUAUCUUUCCCCUAUUCUCAUUUCCUGGGCUCAGCUCUCCUCCAAAGCCUGCCAAGAGGAAACAAGUUGGAAAGCAGGUAAAAGGAAUUUCUCCAAAGACAGUUAGGAGUCUUGACAUCUACCCUCUCCCUUAAAAUACUCAUACAGGCUUCAUCGGGUAGUGGAUGAGCAAGUUGGUUGCUAGAUGGAGAAGAGUCAGUGCAAGAAUCCCUAUCACAAACCCCACAUCCCCACACACAGGUUUCUUUAGAUAAUUGACUCUUCUUGAGUCACUAGAUGCAGACUUAGGAGUAAAUGCCCAAGGGGAGUCCAAGAGAGAAAGACAGAAACACUGAAAAUAAAACCUGAGAUAGGAAGAUUUUAGAAGCAAAGGAAAUGAGAAGUGAAGAAAAGAAAAAAAGCCUCUUUCAAGACCAGGUUCAGGUUCUGUUUUCCACUUAACUUCAGGUGCCAAAAAGCUUCCCCGGGAUCACCAGAUACACAUCCUUAAACCCUGCCUCUCUGCAGUAGCAGGCCCCAGAUGGAUGAAGCUGGGCACAUUUCUGGCCACUUCUACCCAUCUGGAUCAUGAUGAGUCUCAUUGCCUUUGCAAAAGGAGUUGUCUAUGCCAAUAAUAUCUCUGUAACAGCAUAAUGUAUUGUUUGAAGAUUAGUAGAUCUUUAGAGGGGGGUGGGGCAGGGGACAGUUCCUCCAGAAAAAGAACCAGUGUUUAUUGUACAAAUGUUGGUGGUCCUCUAUCCCAUGUAAAGCUAUUAUUUUUCUGAAUCUUAUUGUUUCUGCAUUUAUGUCCCCCAUCACUCCCUUCUCAGCUGACACUGAUAUGCCUACUGGAUUGACAUCCAUGGUCAUACUUCAAUAAGAAGUGCUAAGGACAAAAACAUUAUCUCACGUGUUUGGACUGAGAUGAUGGAAAUCUCUUAAUAUUCUGCUGAAAAGUACUGGAAGAGAAUUUGAUCAUCGAUCCCUAGUCCAUUAAAUGUAGCCUUAAAACCAAAGCCUUACCCACAAACUUUCCUAAACACUUACCACAGCCCCACAAAGACGGCUUUGAUGCUAUACCAUUCAUUAUCCCCAGUUAAGUAGCAGAGACUGCCAGAGCCUUUUUAGGGAACAUAUUUUAGGCAUCUGUUCCAAGAGCACCCUAUAUGGGGGGAAAGAGUUUAUGCCAUGGAUUGCUUCGAACAUGUGUUGUUACCACAGGAAAUGAAGUGUGGUGUUUUUCUACUAAAAAAGACCCCAGGAUCACAGCCUUCCUCUUUAGUUCACCGAUAUAUUUCUUCUUCUAUGGUUAACCAAUGACAACAGCUCAACUACCCCAACCCAGCAUCUAUAAUGCAGGAAGAUUCAAUCAUAGGUGUAACCUCAGGUAUAGAUCUCAGCAGUAUACACAGUCCCGUUCUGGAAUAUAGUCUUACUGGAAGUGAGUCACCUUCUAGACCUUCACCAAUCUUGAGUUCUGUCUACUUUUAUCAUCUUGCUUCUGCAUGAUAUUCUAGUCUCACACCCUCAUUCCCAGCUCCUUGGAAAGCAAUGUCUUGACUGAUCAGUUCUCCAAGACAACCUCAAAAUUAGACCCAAAUUUACUCCAAGCAGCUCCCCCUGAAACAUUGAUAUGCUUACUUUUUCCCUCUGAUUCAUCCACCAUUCAUAUCCUGGUUGUCCUCCUCCUACUCCAGAAAUUCAGUGUGGUAGAAUAGAAAAACCCAGUUUUGAGAUUAGGAUAAUCUAUGUUCAAAUCUUUGUUCUGCCACUAUUCUAUGAACUUGGGUAACUUACUCCACCUCUGAAUUUAUUUCUUGUCUGUAAAAUGGGGGCAGCAAUAUCUUACACAGUUGUUGUGGCUUAAAAAUAAUAAGUUGUUAGAAAUGCAGAAUCCCAGACCCCACCCAAAACCCUGUGAACCAGAGUCUGCAUUUUAACUAGAUGCCCAGGAGAUUCAUGUGCACAUUAAAGAUCAAGUCCUGAUUUACUCAGUUAAUUCUUUCCUUAUCCUGGAUAUAGUGUGGCUCUUCUCAUAUUGCUCACACAUACCUGCCAAAAUGAGUUCAGAAAAGUUGCAGGAUAUGAGGUUGAGAUACAAAAAUCAAUUGUAUGUCUAUGCACUAACAAUGAAAAAUCUGAAAAUGAUAAGAAAAAAAAAUUCCACUUACAAUAACAUAGAAAAUUAAAAUAUAAUAUAAUUUUAUGAUUAAAUUUAAGAAAAGAAAUGCAAGACUUGUACACUGAAAAAUACAAAACUUUGCUAAAAGAUAUUAAAGAAGAUCUAAAUAAAUGGAAUGUUAUUGAAUCAGAAGACAAUAAUGUUAAGAAGACAAAACUCCCCAAAUUGAUCUAUAGAUUCAAUGCAAUCCCUGUCAAAAUCCCAGAUGGGUAGUUAAGGUGGUGUCAUAAGUGAAUAUCCUUGUUCUUAGGAAAUGUACAUGGAAAUAUUAUGUUUCAAGAAGCAUGAUGUAUACUCUCAAAUUUUCAGAAAAUAGAUAAAAAUAUAGCCAGACAGGUAGAUGAAUGGAUGGAUGAAUGGAAGGAUGGGUGAUAGAUAAACAGAGAUAGAUCAAUAGAUG